This is a messenger RNA of Polyodon spathula (Mississippi paddlefish), 3633 nucleotides long. RefSeq names its product fibronectin type III domain-containing protein 9-like. The record is from RefSeq and is a predicted model, not a curated record. Bases 1507 to 2151 code for a protein of 214 amino acids. The transcript has 2 exons. Gene Ontology annotation, molecular function: protein binding. NCBI's taxonomy places the organism in Eukaryota, Metazoa, Chordata, Actinopteri, Acipenseriformes, Polyodontidae.
UGUGCUGUUUCCUCGGUACCUGUGAGAUGUACUGGACCUUGCUGUGCUGUUUCCUCGGUACCUGUGAGAUGUACUGGACCGUGCUGUGCUGUUUCCUCGGUACCUGCGAGAUGUACUGGACCUUGCUGUGCUGUUUCCUCAGUACCUGUGAGAUGUACUGGACCUUGCUGUGCUGUUUACUGUUUCUGGUGAGCUAGAAGCAGGUACACUGAUAAAAGUCAGUGGAUGCACUUACUCGCUAUUCACACUCGAGUUCCCCAGAGCUAACCUUUAGAGAAAGUAGGCGCAGGUUGCUAGGAUACAGACUGUCUGGCAUCCCAUGCUGCAGACUCUUUAUUUUUGUAUUUUAGACACCAUUAAAACAUCAUUUUGAAACAUUCAUAAAAUACCACCUGCAAUGAUAAUCGUAUAGAGUACAACAAAUAUAUGUACAGAUCCUGCCCCUUCCUAUCACUAAUAGCAACACCCCGCACUGAUGAUGAACACAUGAAGAAUAACUUGGGUUUUACACUGUGUACUGCUCUUGAAGACUGACUGAUUUGGAUGGGAACAAGGUUUCUUUUGAUAGAAUAAUGUGUUUUCAAGGCAUGAGUGUUUCGUUACCAAUGCAAAGAGUAUAAAAGCAUUGUGUAGGAGCCAUUUCACAACACAGCUAGUUUUAAUAGCAUGAAAGCACUGCAAUGAUCCCACAGACACACAAGCCUCAAAUAAAGAGCAUGAUCACGCGCGCUGUCGAAGAGCGAAUAUUCACCCAGUAUCCUGCACUGUUGUGAUUUAUUAUUACUACUUCAUAUUCUGAAGUGGUGCAAAACAUCUGAUGAAACUGCACACAUUAAUACACAGAGUCCCCUUCCCAUCCUUGUGUGGGCUUCCUCAGAAAGGAGUGCACUGGUCUGUGCAUUAGUCAGCGCUGAAGAGAACUGAUAUGAAUUCCUAUUACAAGCAGCUGGAUUUCCAUGUGGCUGAUGUUACUGUAGAAUAGGAGACAUGUUUUAAAGGCAGAUGGUCUGUAAGCUGGAAGAAAGUCAGUCACCGUGCGUGACGUCUUCUGCAAAUGUAGCGUUUUGUGGACUGGGUUGAUGUUUUAUCUUUCCGAUUACUCAAGAAUACCUCCUCCCACACACACACAGACUGCUGCUUAAAGGUGGCAACAGCUUCAUUUCUACCCAGCAAGGAAACAAAAGAAAUGAAUAGGUCACAGGCAUCCCUUUAGGGAAUAAUCAGAAAAAACACUGAGGAGAGACUCGUCCGCACAUUGAAGUACAUCAGCUAAACAAAUACUCAGGCUUUCCAAAGCAGCAUCAAAGGCAGCUUAACAUCAGAAGAUACAGCUGCAAAGCCGCAUGUCCUUUUACCCUCAAACUGAGGAUUGGAAUGAAGACCUUUGAAAGCAGACAAUGAAAAUGCUUGCCGACACACACUUGCUUUAGAAGACGGAAAAGGGAUUUCUUUUUUUUUCUUCUUUCUACAAUAAACAGCUAAAGACACAGCGAUAAAGACAGCAACAUGGGAAUCACUGUGCAAAACAUCACAGCCACCUCUGCCACAGUCAUGUGGCCUGCCUCUCCGAGCUGUGUGGACAGCUUCUACAGCAUCAUGUACCACCCGAACUGGAACAAUCUGCUCACAGGCUACUCCAGGAAGAACUUCCUUAAGGAGGACAAAGUUCCAACUGAACAGACCUCCACUAGCUUGUGGAACCUGAGUCCACAGACCAGCUACAUCCUGUGUGUCACAUGCCAGUCGGCCAACCCCUCUGGUGACCAGUGCAGAGUCUUCAGCACCCUGGGCCAGGACCCCUCCUCCUCGCUGGGUAGUGGCAGGAAGGAACUGGCCAUGGGCAUCUGGCUGACCAGCAGCCUCCUUCUGCUCAUUAUCGCUGGUAUCCUCUUGUAUGGCUGCCUGCACAUCUGGUGCGGCAAACAGCAGGAUAACCCAGAGGGGACCUUCGCCGGCCCAGAUCUGCCAGACAAGAGAGAGGCUGCUGCAGACAGUCUCUACACGCAUGACAACACUGGAGAAGAUGCCCAAACGGCUACCAUAAUAGAGAACCCCUUUACUUCAUCAGAGUCGUCUCCCCGCAGCGACAGAAAUCGAGAGCUGGUGCCCCUGGCAUGUAAACACAUGGACACCCCUUCCCAGAGCCUUUGAAAACAGAAUCAAUCCAAGAUCUGCAGGGACACCUACACCCUGCAGCCAGUUUACAAGGUCUCACUGACUGUCAAAAAUGUGUCUCUUGAAAUGCCUGUUUCCUCCCUUGGGUGUGGGGUAUCAUCUCUAAUGUCAUGGGAAAUGCCCUGAGUACACACUUUUGAAACUGGCCAUAUCCUCCUUAGAAGUCUUUCAAAAUGUACAUUGUCUGCAUUUUCAGAGAAGAAUAAAAUAAAGAAUAAAAAGUAAAACCAGCAAAAAACUACUGUAGGAGGGAUUCUCAGUAAACUGAUUCAUUAUUGGCAACCCAACUAAUUCACUAAGUAGUGAAAAAACUGUGCAAGUUUUACGUCAUUCAGGAGUUUGUUUGCUGCAAGUACAAGAAGUCACAGCAAAGACAGCAACAGUGAGGAGCCUUCUCAAAGACAUAAAAUUAUUAUAAAAAGCAUGGCUUUUUUCGGAAAAUCAAUCAAGGACUUUUACAGAACCAACUCAUAUUUGGAAAAGGUUUUUACCUACAAUGGCUAACUUAUAUGGAGCAUGCAAUACAGGCCCCUACUUGUUAAAGACUACAUAAACCCAGCAACAAAAGAGCACAACAUUCUCAAGGCCCAACAGCGCUGCUCUUUGACUGAAGGAAACCAUCAAGCAAACCUCCGCUGCUAUAAGAGAAGUGGUGACAGCCUGAGAGCCCAGGACCGGGGACAGAAGCACAAAGACUGACUUCAUCCCACUGGAGAAUCAAAUCACAGAAAGGGUUUCACAGAGCAAUUCAACGACUCAAGUUCCACAACUAGACAGCAAAUGAGUCAGUGCCGCCAAGGACUGCGGAGUAUUAGCUAUGCCUCAAUCUCCACUGUCAACUGAGUAAAACUAGAGCUGCAGAAUUUGAGAAAAGCAACUUUUAAUGAACCUUUUAAAGCAACUGAAAAGUUAGUCUACCUCAUGUUAUUUACAUGAAGAGCUUUUAAGUAAACUUGCUAUCUGUAGACAAGUAUAUUUAGAGAAGUUUGAAGGUUUGAUGCUAUUGGUUCUUUUUGAUGCAUGGCACAUGCUUAAGAAUUAUUUCUGACUUCUGAGAUUUCUAUUCUUUCAUAUUUCUGUACUCAACAAACCGCUGCUAUUAGUUGAACUUUCCUUGUGUCUGGUGUGGAAGUUCAUAGUAUGUCCUUGAUCUCUUCUUACUUAAAUAAUAUUUCAGACUGAAAACGUCUCAAUUGUUCCUAUACUACUCGCAGCAAUACAUCAAUUUACACACUGCAAAAAUACUUUGCUUGUACGGAAAAACUUUCGCUCGAAGACUGUUUUUCCAAAACUGUUUGGGCGUAAUUAAUAUUAGAGAGCACAUUUUUAACCUGGCUUCGAGAAUGUUCUAGGCUAAGGUAAGAAAUUAAUUCAAAUUUUUAUAUUAUUUACAAAAAAAUGCUGUUUUUAUUUCUGUGUACAUGUUUGCCAAGUUCUCAGUAAGGGAAUUGUUUUAAA